AUGGAAGCGGAAUCCGCAGCUAGAGGAGGUAACGUUGUAGCUAUAAGGGAUAUAAUCAAUGGUGCAGCAAAUCAAGAAGAAGAAGAUGCAUUAAGGGAAUUAUUAUCCAAACAAAAUUCAUCGGGCGAAACAGCAUUAUACGUAGCCGCAGAAUACGGCUACUUUGAGUUGGUUAAAGAGAUGAUCAAUCAUUACAACCUAGCCGAAGCUUCAAUCAAAGCUAAAAACGGGUUCGACGCACUCCAUAUCGCCGCCAAACAAGGCGACUUCGAAGUGGUGAAGGUGUUAUUAGAGGCUCAACCGGAGCUUUCGAUGACAGUCGACGCAUCGAACACGACAGCUUUGCACACAGCAGCUACACAAGGGCACUUGGAUAUAGUGAACUAUUUCUUGGAUUCGGAGAGCAAUUUGGUUGCUAUAGCAAAAAGCAACGGCAAAACGGCGUUGCAUUCUGCUGCGAGAAACGGACACGUGGAAAUCGUGAAAGCCCUUUUGGUUAAAGAGCCUGCGAUUACUACACGAAUUGAUAAGAAGGGACAAACUGCUCUUCACAUGGCGGUUAAAGGUCAGAAUCUUGAGGUAGUAGAGGAAUUGAUUAGAGCUGAUUCUUCGACUAUUAAUAUGGUCGAUACGAAGGGGAACACUGCUCUGCAUAUAGCCACUCGGAAGGGAAGGGCUCAGAUUGUGAAGAUGCUGCUGGAAGAAAAGGAAAUAACAGACACGAGAGCGGUGAACAGAGCAAAUGAAACGGCGUUUGACACGUCGGAGAAAAUGGGGCAUUCGAAUAUAACGGCGAUUUUGAAAGAAAACGGCGUUUUGAGCGUUAGGGCGAUUAUGAAGCCUCAGUCGACGGCGAACCCAACGGCGAGGGAGCUGAAACAAACGGUGAGCGAUAUCAAACACGAGGUGCACCAUCAGUUGGAGCACACGCGCCAGACGAGAAAGCGCGUCCAGGGAAUCGCGAAACGGAUCAACAAAAUGCACACGGAAGGGCUCAACAACGCAAUCAACUCCACCACCGUGGUGGCUGUCCUGAUCGCCACCGUGGCGUUCGCCGCGAUCUUCACUGUACCGGGCCAGUACGCCGACGACCCGGGGAAUAUUCCGGCGGGGCUUUCAUUGGGGGAGGCGAACAUCUCCCCGAAAAUCCCGUUUCUGAUAUUUUUCAUCUUCGAUUCGUUCGCGCUGUUCAUAUCGCUGGCGGUGGUGGUGGUGCAGACGUCGGUGGUGGUGAUAGAGAGCAGGGCGAAGAAGAAGAUGAUGGCGGUGAUAAACAAGCUGAUGUGGGCGGCGUGCGUGUUCGUCUCGGUGGCGUAUCUGGGGCUUUCGUUUGUAGUGGUGGGGGAGGAGGAGCGGUGGCUGGCGAUCGGGGUGACGGUGAUCGGGACUGCGAUAAUGGCGGCGACUUUGGGUACGAUGUGUUAUUGGGUGAUUGUUCACCGGAUUGAUUUGUCGAGGAGCAAAAGGAAUAUUCUUCGGAAAAACUCUCGUGGAAGUGGAUCCAGAUCUUGUUCGGUGGUUUCGCUGCUGUCGGAUUCCGAGGUUUUGGAUAAUGAAUUCAAGAAAAUGUAUGCAAUUUGAAAGAUUUUGAUUGUAUGCUAAGUUAACCACCUAAGCAAUGAAAAUCAUCGAAUGAAUACAGUAGAAUCUCCAUAAA
Molecule: messenger RNA, 1657 nt
Organism: Erythranthe guttata (spotted monkey flower)
Lineage: Eukaryota; Viridiplantae; Streptophyta; Magnoliopsida; Lamiales; Phrymaceae
Source: RefSeq, a predicted model, not a curated record